GCUUAAAACCUUUUAGCCUGUAGUUAAAAUGUAUGUUUAUGUGUGUUCUUUACCAUUUGUGCCAACGGGCUAUAAAACCAUUUUACCUCCUAAUGACGGUCGACGAUGAAUCUUUGAGAGCAGGCAGGGCUCAGUUUGACGAAGCUCAAAAAAGUACGUGGGGAAGUUCCCUAGGAAAUCCCCCCAGACUGUUAUAUUAUUCUCGACACUGAUGCGCCAAAUCUCCGACAAUCGUCCUCCUCGGUCCAUUUCUAAAGACACAGGGCUAGGAACAGAGGUGUCAAAUGUUGGAUUAUUAAGAGUUGAUCUUUCUGUUAAAUCUACUAAACUUGCAAUGGAUAACUUCAGUAUGAACACGGAUAACGACAUGGUGAAAGACAAAAUCCGGAGCUACAGCACGCUGAAUACUCUUUAUCAUGAGACUCGGCAGGAAAUCGACCUUCUGAACAAACAGAUAAAUGUAAAGGACAAUAUCAUUGCAGAGUUGAAAGUGAGGCUGGGGAGAUAUGAGAGGAUCUACAUGAACGUGGGAGAUAAAGAGUCUGUGGUCAUAGGGCCGUCCAAGUCUUUGCUGGAGAGCUUAUGUAAAGAAAUAUGCAAACUGAAACAGAAGAGGAACGAUAUGGAGUUCAAGGCAUCUCGACAAGAAGAGGAGAUCCAGAGGCUGAAUGUGCAGCUCAGAGAGAAGGAACUGGAGCUGGAGAGUGUCAGGUGUCAGCCAGACCACGAGAAGGACCAGGAGAUUCAGAGGCUGCGGUCGGCCUUGGAGGAGAGGGAUCGGUCCGAGGCCACCAGAGCCGUCCUCUGCACCUCCCUGGCGGAAGAGGCUGACCAGCUCCGUGGCCAGCUCGGUGCAACUGUGAAGGUGUGCCAGGAGCUGCUGGCGAGGCUAGAGAAAGAGAAGAAGGGAGAAGGAGAAAUGGAGGAGAUGGCUCAGCUUCAAAAGCCUAAGGAGACAGCAGAGUCCUCUGACAUGAGUGGUGUUAAUGCUCAAAUCUACCAACUUCAGGAGGAGAAUAAACAGCUAAAGCAGCGAGUGGCAUAUGUACAAGGUUUGAAUUCUCAGUGGCAGAAGUAUGACUCUAGCAGGGAGGACUAUAUCAGAGGUUUAUGUCAGAGGCUGAAGGAGACCACUGGGCAGGGCUUGAUGCCUGGGCUGGGUUCUGUCAGCACAGGGUUGCUUCAUCAGGAGAUUUCCAGGCUCAAUGGCUUACUGGAGGAGAAGAUUAGUGAAUGUGCAAGACUGGGUAGAGAAGGAGAGGAGACAAGGAGGCAAGACCAAGAGCGCAUCCAGACACUGGAGCAGCAGGUCCUCAUCUAUACAGAGGACUUCAAGUCUGAGCGAACUGAUAGAGAGCGAGCACAGGGCCAGAUCCAAGAUCUGAAGGAGCAGGUUCAUCAGCUAAAACAGCAGCUACACAAACAGCAGGGAGCUAGCAGAGAAAACAGAGAUGUGGUUCCCAUGUGUCGUGUGCACAUAGGACACAGGAUCUCCUCAAGGCGACAGAAGGACGACGCAGAGCACCUAUUGAGGACCACUGCUGAGACACAGCAACAGCCUGCAGCUGCAGCAGCCACACCGAGCCCCGCCUGGAGUGAAUGCUCAGGCCAGUCAGAGUUACAGUGCCCACUAUGCCAGGCCAAGUUCAACGACAGGGACACUGCAGAGUACCUGAAACAUUGGGAAGAGUGUGCCAAACUAUAAACAGAACAACACUCACUUCAAAAAGACAGUUAUCUUUUUGCUGACAGUAAAUGAACACUGAUGAGCAGCACUACACGGCAGAAAAUAACCUGAGUGGAGUUUCCAAUUUGGGGAGGCUUGACUACAAAUUAAACAACUGACUUAAGAUGUUUGUACAUAGGGAAGCAAAACUGUACAAUCCACAGUUCCCUGUCGCAAGACAAAUGAGUUCAUCAGGCCUUUCUAAGUCUGCAUAGUUUUUUUUUUUUGUUGUUUUCUUUUAAGUGUCAGGUUCUGAGUGUUCUCCUGUGGCAAUGCAGGAGAUUAUUGUGGAGGGGGAGAGGAUUUCAAUGCAAUAUAUCAAAUAUCAUAUACCUCAAUGUGUCAAAUUACAAACCUGUUGCACUUUCUUGACAUUUAGCCAAAAACUAAUCGUAGGAUUGUACAAUUCAAAGAUUCAUGAUGCAUAAGCUUCUUAUUUUUGGUCCUAGACAUCUAGUUGAUAAUGUGGUGCUAUUAGUAGUUUAUUUUUGAUUAAACAUUACAUAUUUCUGUUCUGUAAAUUAUAUAUUAAAACAGAUUUAACAUAUAUAACUAUUAUAUUAAUAUUUAUUCUUUUUGCAUAUAUAAUUGGAUUUUCGUGCAAUGUUUUGUUGCCUAUUUUUUUCACCAAAGCCAUGAAAUUUUACUUCCUGGUAAACUUUUGGGAUCAAAAAUGUCCACUUUUUGAAACAGUGUAUGCAAAGACUGCAUCCUAACUGACAAUAUGCUUAUUUUCUGAAAUCUGGUGCUGUUUUUCUCAAGCUGGCACAUUAUUUUUGUAAUAAAAGAUUGUUUAGAUUGUU
This is a messenger RNA of Seriola dumerili (greater amberjack), 2529 nucleotides long. RefSeq names its product TNFAIP3 interacting protein 2 (gene tnip2). The record is from RefSeq and is a predicted model, not a curated record. The transcript has 6 exons. Gene Ontology annotation, biological process: cellular response to lipopolysaccharide; regulation of transcription by RNA polymerase II. The coding region runs from base 212 to 1705 and encodes 497 amino acids. Gene Ontology annotation, molecular function: K63-linked polyubiquitin modification-dependent protein binding. NCBI's taxonomy places the organism in Eukaryota, Metazoa, Chordata, Actinopteri, Carangiformes, Carangidae.